Diabrotica balteata is the source of this 781-nucleotide messenger RNA. The record is from the annotation of a GenBank genome assembly. NCBI's taxonomy places the organism in Eukaryota, Metazoa, Arthropoda, Insecta, Coleoptera, Chrysomelidae.
AAACGUCAAAGUAUAAAGUCUUUAUGUUGUUAGUUUGGUUGUUUGCUAUUCUUUAGCAAUAUACUGUUUGUUGGUGUUAAUACCUGUUCCAUCUUUUCUCAAUAUAAUAAAAUACUUAUAUAAACAUGGGAAAUAGAUCGUCGCUACUCUUACGCGAAGAAGAAAUAGCACAAAUACAGAAUGAAACUGGAUUUACACCCAAUCAGAUUGAAAGGUUGUAUUCAAGAUUUACUUCAUUGGACAGAGGUGAUUGUGGAACAUUAAGUAGAGAUGACUUUUUACGAAUACCUGAAUUGGCUAUAAAUCCCCUUGGGGAACGCAUUGUAAACUCUUUUUUUCAAGGAGAUGACUUUAAUGAUAGAGUCAACUUUAGACAAUUCAUGCAAGUCCUUGCUCACUUUAUACCUAUCAAAAAGAAUAAAGAAAAUAGAUUGAAUACAAGAGAAGAAAAAUUAAGGUUUGCAUUCAAAAUGUAUGACCUUGAUAACGAUAAUAUGAUUUCUAAAGAUGAACUCCUUGCGAUUUUGCAUAUGAUGGUUGGAACAAAUAUAAGCGAGGAACAAUUAAAUAGUAUUGCAGAAAGAACUAUAGUUGAAGCUGAUGAAGAUGGUGACCAGAUGAUUUCAUUUGAAGAAUUUUGUAAAGCUUUACAAAGGACCGAUGUAGAACAAAAAAUGAGCAUAAGGUUCUUAAAUUAGGGUUGUGUAGCUUAUGUUUGUUUAGAGCUUCUAGAUAAUAUGCAUUUGUAAAUAUUUUGGGAAUAGAGUUAAUAUAUUUUGUU